CGAGAAUUGGAUCGACGUGCGAUCGAUGAUCGUUGUGCAACUGUGGCACGAAGUCAGCUACGACAGACAACACACAGUUAUGCCAUUGUCUGGCCGCGAAUAAUUAUCACGGAGCUUGUAAGCGCGGCUAUCCGCAAAGGAACCUUUACACGCUCCUUUGGGAGAAGAGACCUCCUGCGCGCUACUGUUCCUAUAGUAACUCGGUAGAUCGGGCCAAAAUUGGUACGUCAGUGAUUCUCAUCCAUGACAAAUAUACUUGAAAAGAUUCAAGAUUAACCAUAAUUUUCUACAGUUUUUAUAAAGAAUUGUUUAACAAAUUAUGCAUAAAAUGGACCAGAAAAUGCUUCCCAUAUUGUUAUUUUAUAAAAAUACCAUAAGAGGAAUAACAAGUACUUUACUAUGGAAACAUCCACAUUAUUUACUGAGCUAUAUUUUUCUGGAAUUUUUAUAUCUUAGAUUACAAAGAUUAUUUAAACAAAAUAUUUGCUGGAUCAUAUUACCAGAUACCACCAUAAGGCACAUGUUAAACAAUUUGGAAGAUACAAAAGAUGAAUACAUCGAUUAUGAAUGUUAUGCAUUAGCAAACAUACAAUCCUUAAAGAAAUCACAAAGUUUUUGGUUUUUGAUAUGUUCAAUGAUUUCGAUGAAAAAAUAUAAAUGUGCAAUUAUACAUGUAGACCAUGUUAAUGAGAAUACUAUUCUAAUAUCUGAAACAAUGCAGCACAACUUACAAAAUGCCCUGUGCUGUGAAGAGUUAGAUGAUUCAUGUUUUAUACUACCAUCGAAAGAUGAUGUGAUUCAGUUUGCGACUGAGGUUAAAAUAUCCUUAAUCACCACGUCAUACGGUUGCGCAAACGAGAUAAUGGAUACCAUGUUAGAGAACUAUUUCUUACAUCCUCAUUAUUUACAUGUAAAUGACGUGAUUAGGAUCGACGCGCAGGAAUACGCUCAAGAUCGAUUUUACACGUCUGGUACUCCGACAAAUCCUGUGAUAUACUUUAUAGUUAAUUCUUUAAAAUUGAGUCACAAUAGACAUUGCUAUAACGUCAAUAGUUGUUACGUCGUACGUGGAAUAUCGACACUUAUUCAGGAGACAGAAGUUCACAGUUACAUUCCUCGAAAACACAUUCAUCUGUUCUCCAAUAAAGCUUUUUUGCCAGAAAACGAAAAGACAGAGAAGUUACUGAAUACCAAAUAUCCAUCAGUCUUAUUGGAAACCAUGGAGUGUUUAGAUUCGUGUAUUACACCAUUCUUAAGAAAAGGCAAUCAAUUACACGUGAAACCGAUAUUCCUCCUGAAAGGACCACGAGGUUGCGGCAAACACGAACUAGUUGAAAUCACGUCGGAAAGACUAGGACUGAACUUCCUCGACAUUGACUUCGCAGAGGUACAGGCUUUGACAACCGCACCGAGCGAGGCUAAACUACGCAUAGUGCUGCAAACAGCGCAGCGACGCGUGCCGUGUAUGCUAUAUUUAAACAAUAUCCAAGUGUUCGGUAAAACUGCCGAAGGACAGAAAGAUGAGAGAAUCAUAUCCACUUUCUCGAAAGAGAUCACCGCAUUGUAUGACACGCAACGAAAAUUCCCCCUGAUCAUUGUAGCCGCGUCAGAUGAGACCGACAUAUCCGCGGAAUUGCAACGAUUGUUCAUCGAGACGAUUCACAUGAAGCAUACAAAUCAGAGCGAACGGGUGGAAUUGAUGUCGUGGUUUUUGUCCACGAGGAAUCUGACGACCGUCGCGGAUCUCUCGAAAGUAGCCGGCGCUUGCUCAGAUUUCAGGUUUGCCGAUUUGUUGGCGUUGUCACUACACGCGGCUAAGCUUCACUGCGGGUUAACAUCGCCUCUGGCGCAAGAGGACUUCGAGCGAGCUUACGAAUAUAUGCAAUCGGUGUACUCCGACAGUAAAGGCGCGCCACGCGUACCGAAAGUUCACUGGUACGACAUAGGCGGCUUGGCGGAACUGAAACACGAAAUUAUUCGCAGAAUACAACUACCUCUGUUAAACGCUUUUGGAUUCGGGCAGUCCGGGUUACUUUUAUAUGGUCCGCCCGGAACUGGGAAGACUCUCCUCGCUAAGGCAGUGGCGACGGAAUAUCAAAUGCAUUUUUUGUCCGUUAAAGGUCCGGAAGUAUUAAACAUGUACGUCGGCCAGAGCGAGAAAAACGUAAGAGAAAUUUUCGAGCGUGCACGCGCCUCGGCUCCUUGCAUCAUCUUCUUUGACGAGCUGGAUUCAUUGGCACCCAAUCGAGGUAGGAGCGGAGAUAGCGGCGGCGUGAUGGAUCGCGUGGUCUCUCAGUUGCUCGCCGAGAUGGAUGGUCUCGAGGAGUCCAGCAGCAUAUUUAUCAUGGGUGCUACGAACAGACCUGAUCUCAUAGAUCCGGCACUGCUUCGACCUGGAAGAUUCGACAAAAUGCUGUACGUUGGUAUUCACUCCGAUCGCGAGUCCAAGCUCAGCGUUUUGCGUGCGCAGACACGUAAAUUCAAAAUGCGAAAGCACGGGCAAGAGUUGGAGUUGGUCGUCGAUCAAUUACCCGACAACGUUACGGGCGCGGAUUUAUACUCGGUCUCUUCCAACGCAUGGCUUAAUGCUGUGCGCGAGGUUCUCACAGAACACGAGAAAACCAAUCAACACGAAAACAGUAAGCUCGAGGAUAAUAACAUUGUUGUGGAGUCGCAUCACUUCCUGAACGCCAUCCACAAUUUAGUACCUUCCGUCAGUGACGCAGAGAUACAAAGAUACAAGAAGAUGCAAGAAGAGUUAUCGUCAUCAUAAUAUAUCGUGUCAAGAAACCGAACCAAAAACUUCUUGACUGAUUAAAUACUCGGUGAUAUACAUAUGUAUAUCUUUAACACAGAAUUGAUAAAUUUGCAGACAAAGAAAUGCGAUCUCGUAGGAAAAAUUGUGAAUGUAUUCACAAGAGCGGCUUGUACGUAAAUACGUAAGUAUAAUUUUGCAAUGAAUACAACACGCGAUAUUAUAAACGACAUGUUAUUUUUAUUUUGAGAAGUAUGUAAAACAAUUUGUACAGCGAAUAAUUAAAAUGAGGGAAGGAGUCGAACUACAAA
Molecule: messenger RNA, 3066 nt
Organism: Odontomachus brunneus
Lineage: Eukaryota; Metazoa; Arthropoda; Insecta; Hymenoptera; Formicidae
Gene: Pex6
Product: peroxisome assembly factor 2
Exons: 8
Coding region: 320-2773 (817 amino acids)
Biological process (GO): protein import into peroxisome matrix
Cellular component (GO): peroxisomal membrane; cytosol
Molecular function (GO): ATP binding; ATP hydrolysis activity
Source: RefSeq, a predicted model, not a curated record